AUGUCGAGCUCCGACGGCGUGGAGAUCACGACCUGGCAGCGCAUCUUAUCUGCGACUUGGGGAAGUCUCCUGACUUCUUUGCUCGUCACUCCGCUCGAUGUCGUCCGCGUCCGACUACAAUCGCAACACAUUCCAAAACCCUUGAACCUUUCUCGGUUUCCUGCCUAUUCCACUUCAUUCAAACAAUUACCGCCCGACCUCGGGGUCAACUCGUGUUGUCGAGAAGUGUUCUGGCUAGGGCACAAUGGCGACUUCUGCAUAGCUGGGAGCGGAUCGGCACAGUCUUCUGCAUCUGCAGCCGAGUGUGCUGUGGAGGAGACUCAAAAGCGAACUUUCAACUCCACGUUGGAUGGACUAAAGAAGAUUGCACGGAAUGAGGGUUAUCUGACACUAUGGCGCGGUCUCUCGCCGACCCUGGUAAUGUCCAUUCCAGCCAAUGUCAUCUACUUCACCGGGUACGACUGGCUGCGAUAUCACCAGGGGAGCCCCAUCAGGAAGAUCUCCAAUGACACGUACGCACCCCUUGUUGCGGGUUCUAUUGCCCGAAUCGCGGCUGCAAUGGCAGUCUCGCCGAUCGAGAUGUUCCGAACCCGACUACAAGCCACCCACGGAAGCACGACUGGGGUCUUCAAAGACACCAUGAUGGGAUUGCAUCGCAUGACCCAGACUCACGGCUACACCUCUCUUUGGCGAGGGUUGACGCUGACAAUGUGGCGGGAUGUUCCCUUUUCUGCGAUUUACUGGUGGGGAUAUGAAGCGAUCCGGAAUGAAUUGACGGAUGCCCGCGAAGCCGUGCGAGGCCAUAAGCUGGAUCCUGGCCGGUCCAUGACUGGUGCACGGGCAGCUCAGAUGGAGGAAAACCACACGACCACCUUUGUUGACAGUUUUAUCGCCGGGGCAGGCUCGGGUGCUGUAGCCGCGUUGGUCACCACGCCGUUCGAUGUGGGCAAGACUCGUCAACAAGUGCACCAUCACGCUGGCGACGAUGCACCAUCAGCGGCAGCUGCCCGAGAAGUUGCCAAGAAGGGCAGACACAUUCCCGAGGAGUUGUCCAUGCCUCGGUUCUUGUACCAUAUCGUCAAGGAGGAAGGCAUGAGAGGACUCUUCAAGGGGUGGGCGGCGAGAUGUCUGAAAGUGGCUCCUGCGUGCGCCAUCAUGAUCAGCAGUUAUGAGGUGGGCAAGAAGUGGGCCAAGAAAAUCAACGAGAAGAAGGAAGGUCGUCAGGCUGAGGCGUGA
Molecule: messenger RNA, 1236 nt
Organism: Capronia coronata CBS 617.96
Lineage: Eukaryota; Fungi; Ascomycota; Eurotiomycetes; Chaetothyriales; Herpotrichiellaceae
Exons: 2
Coding region: 1-1236 (411 amino acids)
Biological process (GO): mitochondrial transmembrane transport
Source: RefSeq, a predicted model, not a curated record